UUGACAACUCGAAAAAAUCGUAUGAUAAAUGUCAACAUUCACUAUAAUAAUAACAAUAACAAAUUUCUCAUUUUAUUUCGUAAAAUUCGACGUUUUAUUGGAAAUUAAGAAAGAUUACAUAGAACACCAAAUUUAAUAAGUAAAGAUCUUAAAUUAUUCAAGCUCACGAUGGUUGAAGACAUAUUAUUGCCAAAUGGAUCCAGCAAAACUGCGGCCAAAAGAAUGGACAGAGAUAAUAUUUUACCUUUCGUUAUAUUACCACUUUUAUUAAUUAUUGCUACUAUAUCGUUCACAGUGACAGUAAUUGUUAUGAUAUUUAUCGGAAUGGGUGCAUUAUAUGUUCAAUCUCGUCCACGACAGAAAAACAGGUCUCCAUUUUUUUAUUCUUGGACUUUAUCAUCCGGAAUAUGCUUAUUUCUAGUAUUUGAGCUUGGAAUUCUAACAUUACUAGAAAUUACUCUUCUAGAAAACUUUUUAUUUUUAGUUCUUCUAACUAGCACAUGUUACUUUUUUUAUAAAAUGAAAUCCAUAGCUGAUUAUGAGUUGUAUACUGGAAAAGGAAAAGAGUAUAGUCCUGUUUUAACAUCGGACUCAUAUUACUGCCAGAUAUGUCAGUUAGAAGUAAAUGAAAGAUAUUUCCAUUCAAUUUGGUGGGAUUGUUGUGUUUUCAGACCAAAUUAUAUUUACUUCUUGUGUGGCCAAGCUUUUGCGUUUGCUACCUUGCUCAUGGGAACAAACUUGGGCCUAACUACCAUUUGUCAGCCAUCAACACUAUAUGGCUCAAUACUAGUACCUCAAGACUGCAAUGAUGUCUAUUUUGAAUUUUACCUAGCAUUAUGCUUUGUAUCCUGCAUUUAUGGUAUUGGAUACAUCUUAAUAAUUGCACUGGUGUUAUUACGACAAUUAUUCAUUUAUCUUCCAAAAUAUACUGAACCACAGUGGAAACGAUUAUUUAACGUGUUAACAGUAUAAAUAUUUUUUUAUUGUGAAGAUAAAAAUUCAGGAUACAUGCAGUAUGUACAUACAUUAAGCUAAAAUAUAUGCCUUUUGUCUAUAUGACUGUAUAUUUUGCAAGCUUAUAAGUAUAUCAUUUAGAUAGGUGCACAGAUAAUAUAUAUUAUAUAGCAUUGUAUUAUCUUAUUUAAUAAUUUUUGUCUACGUUAAAUAGCUAAUUACUAAAUCUAUAGUCAAAUAAUACAUAUGCGUAAGUAUGCUAAACAACUGUAAUGCUUUUAACAUGAAUUAUUUACUUCAAUGUCAAAGUUACUCUAAGUUACUAUGUAUCAUAGCAAUUUAUAACGUUAUAAGGAACUUUGAUAAUGAAUUGAGAAAUACGAUCACCUUUGAGAUUUAAAAUUUUGUCCUAUGUACUCAGGUACAUAAGAAAAAAUUUUAAUUAAUCUGAGAUAAACACUGCGGCUUUCACACGCCCCCGUAAUAAUGAAAAAUGAAUUUCUUCUGAUUAGAUUUCAAUGCGUUUUUGUAUAAAUUCUUACUUAUUGCCUAUAUACAGGUAAAUAUUUUAUUAUACUUAUUUCUAAUUUGUAUCACCAAUAAAAUUAAACCCUCGUUAUUUACGUUAUUUCCGGUUCAGAAAAAACAAAUAAAAGUUUCUCUUUUCUUCAUUUUCGUUCUUGUUUUGUAUAACCGGAUUCUCAAGAGGGCCAGGGGUAAGGCAAAUAAAUUUAUUAUGCAUAUCAAUUAUAUUGUACUUUAUACCUGCAUUAAUAUAUUAUGUAUAUUUUUAAGACUGAUUCAUACAUUAAGUUCUAAAUAAAUUAUUGACCAAGCCAUAUUAUCAAUCUUAUCAUUAACACAAACGUUAUUCUUAUACCUGUAUGAAAUAACUACAUAAUAUAUAGAGCUUUGUCUGCCUUCCUUUAUUCAUAUAAUUUUAAUAAAAGUUAAUAUGUUCUACAGUCUUGGAAACUGUUUUGUUUAGAAUAAAGAAUAAAGUCUCUAAAGCGUGUUUUAUAAAUGGUCAUAUUAUUUAUCACAUCAUUAAUUGAAAAACGCAAUAUUCUAUAUUUUU
This is a messenger RNA of Colias croceus (clouded yellow), 2032 nucleotides long. It is a transcript of the gene GABPI, whose product is annotated as palmitoyltransferase ZDHHC23-A. The transcript is spliced from 6 exons. The record is from RefSeq and is a predicted model, not a curated record. Lineage: Eukaryota; Metazoa; Arthropoda; Insecta; Lepidoptera; Pieridae. Bases 169 to 972 code for a protein of 267 amino acids.